Molecule: messenger RNA, 2356 nt
Organism: Botrytis deweyae
Lineage: Eukaryota; Fungi; Ascomycota; Leotiomycetes; Helotiales; Sclerotiniaceae
Exons: 2
Coding region: 216-2246 (676 amino acids)
Biological process (GO): regulation of transcription by RNA polymerase II
Cellular component (GO): SAGA complex
Molecular function (GO): transcription coactivator activity
Source: RefSeq, a predicted model, not a curated record
GUAAACAACAUUCAUAGCAUUUGAUAUUUGUCCAUAAUUUUGAUAUUCAAUACUUGUUGAUUCUUCCUUUAUGGGUUACUUGUUACAAAUCAAACUGACGUCAAGGCCCUACCAAAAUUUAACAAACUAAGACAAUAGACAGACAAUAAGAUUAGAUCCUAGAGUCUCAAAGUCCAUUUCUACGUACAUCCCAUACACUUGCGCCUAUCAUUAAAAUGCCUCCCAUGGCAAGUCAAAAAGGAACGGGAAAAAAGGGUCGGGAUCCCCGCCAAUCUCGAAGUCGAAACACAACACCAAGUCUAGUAGGUACCGCGACCUCAGUCGCGCCUUCUGAUGCCGGAAAAACCCCCUACACACAAAUUCCAAUUAGUAUUCUUAGGACUUCCGUAGCAGAUGAAAUUGUCGACCAACAUGCUUCAGCAAUUCCCAACUCAAGAGAGCUCGAGGCGCUUAUGCAACGUAUGGAAAGACUAGCUGCAAGCAUAGAUGAACGUGCUGCGGUAUGCGACAAGGGGAUGCGAGUUCUGGCACAAUCAAGAAAGGAUAGGAACGAGGAACUGGAAAUCGAAAAGCGAGAUGAAGAAUUGAAAGAAAGAAUGAGGAGAGACCAGGCGGAUGAAGAUGAGCGUGGGAGACAUAAGGCUCACAAAAUCAAAAAGAGAAAGGAUGUCAGUAGUGCUAGAGAAGAGCGGCCAUUGACACAUGGUGCCCAUGGUUUGGCACCACAAGAUGGGUCCAAUAUUGAAGUCGCCGUUCCAAGCCGUGACUAUACACAUAAACAUCACAGAAAAGUAUCAAAAGAACGAGACAAUGAUUCAAUAAGCUCGUCGCUUUCACCACCUGCUCCUGCAACACCAACCGCAGGUAUGAACACGGAUACGAAACCAAAUGGCACUGCCGAAGACGAGUCCAGCUCCGAUGAACAUCAACCUCCUCCAGCACCCAAAAUCGCCAAUUACCAGACAUUUGGAGCAGAUCCAUCUACCUUUCCCGAUCCAACGGUCUACGAAAUUACAAAAAUAAAACCUGGAGACCCCAGGAUGAGUGAAGAAGAAAAGAAGAAGGUUUAUUCUGUAGCAGCCUAUCCGAGGAAUGAUCUUCAUGAUCUCAUCCCUGGAACACCACCCGACAAAGAUUUCAGCAACUCGAAACCCACAAACCAAGUACAAGCUAAUACUUUUGCGACAUAUCUGGAGCCAUACUUUCGACCAUUCACAGAAGAAGAUCUCGCCUUUCUACGUGAGCGUGGUGAUCGUGUGAAUCCGUUCAUGAUUCCUAGACGUGGAAAGAAGCACUAUACCGAAGUCUGGGCUGAGGAAGAUGGCGCCAUGUCAAUUGACACACCAAAUCAAGGGCGAGAUAAAUUACCUCCAAAUCAAGCCCGUGGAAGUAUUGAUGAAAUUGAUGAUGCAAUAGCGGAGACGGAUCAAAUUUCUGCUGGCCCAAUGUUAUCGAGAUUAUUGGCAACUUUGAGACCGGAAAAUAGAGCGGCUCCUUCCGAAGACAAACCUAUGACGAACGGUGUGAGCAAUGGCGAAGGGAGUUUCAAUGGUGAAAUGAAUGGUGAAAUGGGGGAACCAAGCCAGCAUAGCGACACAUCUCCAUUACCCCCUGCAACUUUUAUGGCCGAAUCAGCAUCAGAAUCGUGGAAGAAAGCAACCCACCCAAAGCUUGAUCAUGCGCAAAUAGAUGAAAGGAUUAAACAAGAGCUUCGACAUAUUGGAUUCCUACCCCCUGAUGCCGAGCCCGAUUACGACGCUCAUUACGAUGACGAAAUAGCCGCACGACUUCGUUUCCUUCAAGCCAAACUCAAAGAACAAUCGAUUAUUAACGGCGCACGUAAGGCUCGACUACAGGAAAUCACGAAGGAGCGCAUGGCUCAUCAAGAAUACCAAACUAUCCUUGAAGAUCUUGACGGUCAAGUAAACGCAGCCUAUACCAAACGAUCCCGCACAAUCGGGAAGACCAAAAAGAAUAAGAAAGCUGGCGGUGCUGGCGGUGGUAAUCAAGCUGUCAAUGGCGCUGCUGGUACAGCAAGACCGGGUCUUGGUGAUAUGACCAAAUCAUUGAUGGAAAAACGUCAAAAAUGGAUCAAAAACAUUGGGGCAGUUUUUGAUGAUGAACGGAACUUGGGCAAAGUGCCUCGUGCAAAGGAUGAGGGUAGCUCAAUCUUCAAGCCUGAAAUUAUGAGCGAAUUCAUUCGGAGAGAAAAGGAUGGGUGGGAUGAUGAUGGAGAAGAAGAAUAGUCUUUUAAUUUACAGUUACCCUUAACAAUGGACCGUAUUGAUGAAGGGAACUGAGGGAUUUUCAGCUACAUGGUUAGCUUGGUAUACAGCUAUGGAGUUCACGGACAGCG